AUGAAUUCUAUGCCUUCCAAAAAUGAUCACGGAAUUUUGCACAUCGUACAUGGUAUCCAGUUCUGUAAUAUUCUAGGGGUUCUUGGUAUCUCAGCAUAUCGAAUGACGAACAAAACUCUCAUUACAACAAGAAGCGACACCAUGGCGAUGGGCGUUGCUGCCAAAGCUCUCGUCAUCAUGGCCUAUAUGAUUUGGACACAGAGAUGCCAGAAUCUUAAGAAAUGGUCCAGCAUCAAAGCUAGUUUCAUAUUGGCUUGUACAGAGAUCAUUUUCUGGGCCGCAGCAAUUGUACUUCCCAUAACGACCGUCGGACGUUGCCAUCCAGGUAUCGGGUGUAUCUUGUCUUAUAUUAUUAUAUCUUUAGCGGCAGUCAAUUGUGUUCUAGCGCUUCCAAUCGCCUUCAUUACAUGGCGUUAUUAUCGCUAUUACAAACAAUAUGGUGUUAUGCCAGGCAGUCGAGGACAGAUGGAACAAGUCAAUGAAGUUCGACUAGAAGAAGGGAGCGAUAGUCCUCAUAAACCGGUCUUUUUCCCACGCCCAAAGAUUCCGAGCCAGCUAAGAGACGCGUAUCCAUAA
Molecule: messenger RNA, 576 nt
Organism: Glarea lozoyensis ATCC 20868
Lineage: Eukaryota; Fungi; Ascomycota; Leotiomycetes; Helotiales; Helotiaceae
Exons: 3
Coding region: 1-576 (191 amino acids)
Source: RefSeq, a predicted model, not a curated record